AUGGCGGUCAGUCGGUUCAUCACGAUUCUCCUCCUUUUCCAUCAAAUUUCUUCGUCGAUUCAACAAAGCGAUCAAUUGGAUCAAUUCACAUCUCCGAAUGAUCGAGCUGAAAUUCCAUCUCGUGAUGGAUGGUUGUAUUUUGCAAAAACCGCUUCUUGGUACAAGGCUAUCGAUCAAGAAAUGGAGUUUGAUAAAGCCGAGGAAUAUUGUGUGGAACAAAUGGGUCACUUGGUCUCAAUUCACAGUCAGGAAGAGAACGAUUUAGUUCAGAAACUCGCGAAAACUGUUCAUUCGCACUCUCUCUUCUCGAUCGGAAUGAAGCGAAAUCCGAACAAUGAAAAUUCUUUGGAAUGGAUAGAUGGAAGUUCGGUGGAUUUCACGAAUUGGAUAGGGGGAAAACCGAAAUUGGAGACCCACGCUAUGCUUUGGGGCGGCGAUGGGAGAUGGUCGGUCUUUUUUCCAUGGGGUUUAUCCGUCCCUUUUAUCUGCAAAAGGAGCUCUGAAUUU
Molecule: messenger RNA, 507 nt
Organism: Mesorhabditis belari
Lineage: Eukaryota; Metazoa; Nematoda; Chromadorea; Rhabditida; Rhabditidae
Source: the annotation of a GenBank genome assembly